CUGAAAGGAAGCGGAAGUGCAUGUAUAGCCUCAUGUGUUAGUAUGCGUCUUAUUUCAGCAGAUAAUUAAAAUUGACUUCACCGAUUAAAAACCGUCUCCAGGAAAAAUGAUGAUGCACAGAAUGUAUCCAUGGUGCACAAUCAGGCCAUGUCAGGUCUUUAAGACUACAAAAUGGGAGAAAAUUCAAGGAAUGAAUACAUGCUGAGAAGCACAAGGCAUUCGUAUAGCUCCCCUGAUGGCUAGUGAGGAUUCAAGUGAUGACAUCUCUCUGACUUCACCCUCUCCAGCGAAGACAACGAAGAAGCAACACAAGUCACCUGAAACGUGGUCCAAAAAGGAACUCAGUCAGGAUGCUGACAACACAUCAGAUGGAAAGGAGUCACCAACAGAGCAGGCAGAUGGUCAGAGAAGGACGUAUAGCUAUAUGAGCCCAAUUAGCAGUGAUGUAGAUGACUUUCCUGAAAAGCCUCAGAGAAGAGAUCAUGCUAAACAGGGCAUGAGGCAGUCCAUGAAGAGUUCACACCAAGAAAAGCCUAAAAGAAAAGGAAGCAUCAAAAAGAUACAGAACUGUAGUGAUCUCAGUCCAGCUAAAAGUGAGUCGGAGUCAGAUGAUUACAUUUCAGAAGUAUCACUAAAGAAAAGGGGUCGGGCAAGAAAAGAAACAAUGAAGUCACCAAAGGGCUCAGACCAGGAAGCCAGAAAUGGCCUCACUGGGAAGGUGAAAGCUAGAAAGGGACAAAACAAUAAACAGGCCAAUAGCAAUUUUUUAACAGACAGCGAUUCUGAAACGUUCUCUGAUAAGUUGACCAUGUCCAGAAAGUCACAAGGAAAGUGUAGACCGUCUACAGAAAAGGUUGAGCGAGUAGAACACAGUACAUCUGAUUUGGACAGCAGCAGAGCAAGGAGUUGUAGCAUGUCCGAGGAUGAAGACGCUAAAGACUCUGCGGAGCAUCGAGCCAAAAACAGUGCCGAAAAAUUCCAAACAAGGAUCAAGCACAGACAUUCAGAUUCUGCAUCCUCUGACACUGAACCGGACAGGGAAGAGAAGCCAGAAAUGCACAGUGUCAAAGUAAAUCGGAAGCGAAAGAAUCAAGCUUUAAAAACGUUACUUGGAAAGUCUGAUCUGGUAGAGCAGCCUGUUGAAGGCUCAUUGAGUAAACCUCGAGUUAAGAAAAAAGAGGGACAGAGCCCUCGAAAAGCUGUACCCAUCGAGUGUGAAAUAUGUGGCCGCAGCAUCCGGUGUAAAGCCAUAUUAGAGAGGCACAUGCUCUCUCACACAGGAGAGAAACCAUUUGAAUGUGAUGAAUGCGGCAAGCACUACACCAGCAGCUCCAACCUGCGCAUCCACCAGCUCAGCCACAGCGGGAAGAUGGACUACGUUUGCAACGAAUGUGGCCAGAAGUUCACUCACUUGCCGUAUCUGAAAAGACACUUGUUGAGGCACUCGGGGAAGAAGAUGCACAUUUGUGAACACUGCGGCAAAGGCUUCAUCCAAAAAUACCACCUUCUACGCCACAUACUAGUACAUACUAGGCAAAUGCCGCACGUCUGCAAUAAAUGUGGCAUGAGCUUCAACCGUACAGACUACCUGAAUCUACAUCUGCGCAACGUCCAUCUGAUCGAAAGUAACACACCCAAAGCAAAGGCAGAAAAACUUUACAAGUGUGAGACAUGUAAUAAAUCCUUUUCCAACCACAGUUCACUGGAAACACACAAACGCAUACACACGGGGGCCAUGCCAUAUUCGUGUAUUGUAUGCUCGCGCCAGUUCAAACAGUCAAGUCACCUCUAUUCCCACAUGUUCACACACUCCAGUGAGAAGCCGCAUGCAUGUAACCUCUGUGAGCUGAAGUUCACUCGAAAAAGCUACCUGCGAAAGCACAAAGAACGGGUGCACUCUGGAGCUGAAGAGGCACAAAGUUCCUGACUGUUCCUACAGCAUGGCCUAAUUUGAGGAUACUCAGCAAGAUUGAAUUCUCAUUCACAAACUCAAAACAACCGUAGGGAAAAGAAAACAGUCUGAGCCGAGUUGUUUUUUAUAUUGUGAUUAAAAAAGAUGCACUUUUUCAU
Messenger RNA from Hemibagrus wyckioides, 2070 nucleotides. RefSeq names its product zinc finger protein 260-like. Bases 236 to 1927 code for a protein of 563 amino acids. Lineage: Eukaryota; Metazoa; Chordata; Actinopteri; Siluriformes; Bagridae. Gene Ontology annotation, cellular component: nucleus. Gene Ontology annotation, molecular function: RNA polymerase II transcription regulatory region sequence-specific DNA binding; DNA-binding transcription factor activity, RNA polymerase II-specific. The record is from RefSeq and is a predicted model, not a curated record. Gene Ontology annotation, biological process: regulation of transcription by RNA polymerase II. The transcript has 3 exons.